This is a messenger RNA of Coregonus clupeaformis (lake whitefish), 1150 nucleotides long. RefSeq names its product ATP synthase subunit gamma, mitochondrial. Gene Ontology annotation, biological process: proton motive force-driven ATP synthesis. The transcript has 9 exons. Bases 66 to 947 code for a protein of 293 amino acids. The record is from RefSeq and is a predicted model, not a curated record. NCBI's taxonomy places the organism in Eukaryota, Metazoa, Chordata, Actinopteri, Salmoniformes, Salmonidae. Gene Ontology annotation, molecular function: proton-transporting ATP synthase activity, rotational mechanism.
GUCCACAUUUUGCCAUUUACUUGCGCUUGCGCAGUCCUGCGAGUCUGACCUUCAUCGAAGUAAUCAUGUUCGCCAGGACCAGCGCGUUGGUGUUCCUCCCACAAUGUGGGCAGGUCAGGAACAUGGCUACUUUGAAGGACAUCACCAUCCGGUUGAAGUCCAUCAAGAACAUCCAAAAGAUCACCAAGUCCAUGAAGAUGGUGGCAGCUGCUAAGUAUGCCCGCGCUGAGAGGCAGCUGAAGCCCGCCCGCGUCUAUGGAAAUGGUGCUGUGGCCCUGUACGAGAAGGCUGAGAUCAAGGCCCCAGAGGGAACGGCCAACAAGCACCUCCUGAUCGGUGUGUCGUCUGACCGUGGUCUCUGUGGCGCCGUCCAUUCCAACGUGGCCAAGGCCAUCAAGGCCAAGAUCGCCAACCUCACUGGCGAGGGCAAGGAGGUGAUGGUGGUCAAUGUGGGGGACAAGCUGAGGAACAUCCUGCAGAGGACACAUGGCAAUUACCUGCUGCUCAGCUGCAAGGAGGUGGGCCGCAAGCCCCCCACCUUUACAGACGCUUCCAUCGUCGCCACAGAGCUGCUCAACAUGGGCUACGAGUUUGACCAGGGUGCCGUCAUCUACAACAGAUUCAAGUCUGUGAUCUCCUACAAGACUGACGAGAAGCCCAUCUUCUCCAUUGAUACUGUUGCUAAUUCAGAGAACAUGGGCAUCUAUGAUGACAUUGAUGCCGACGUCCUGAGGAACUACCAGGAGUUUUCCCUGGUCAACAUCAUCUACUUUGGUAUGAAGGAGUCCACAACCAGCGAGCAGAGUGCCAGGAUGACCGCUAUGGACAGUGCCAGCAAGAACGCCUCUGAGAUGAUUGACAAGCUGACCCUCACCUUCAACCGUACCAGGCAGGCUGUCAUCACCAAGGAGCUCAUUGAGAUCAUCUCUGGAGCUGCUGCCCUAUAAAUGGAAAGAUCAUCCUGCCAGCCAUCGCCAAUUGUUUUGCUAUACAUGCUUCUAAGUACUUCAAAUGGCUGUUGAGAGUUUAUGAACAUUUGUGCUUCUAUUUGUAAAAUAUAUGGAAAAAAUAAACCUCUUACAGAGAAACGUGUUCCUUUCUAAUGUCCUACUAGCUCAACUCACAAUAAAUCCUACUUGUGACCAUGAAA